AUGUCAUCCGCGUCUUCGUCUUUGGUCUCCUUGUCUUCCUCGACGACCACAACCACCACCAUCUCAUCGACGCCUUCUCCUCGCGGAUCAGCAACACCUUCUUCAUCAUCAUCUACUGGAUCCUCGAAUAAUAGUUCCAUUCAUGGAAUGAAUCCUUCAAAUAUUUCCACACUUCUUUUAGAUUUCAAAUUACGACUCGAGAAUAUCGAUGAACCUCCGACGUUUAUUGAAUGUUCUCGAAUGGAUCAUCAUUUGGAACAACAACAACAACAACAACUGAACGAUUCCUUCAAUUCUUCCAAUUCUUCUUCCUUGUUGAAUCAUCAAAAUCCUUCUUUUUCCAAUUCUUUCAAUUCAUCAUCAUCAGUAUUAUUAUUAUCAUCAUCCAACCACAAACCAAAUUCCAAAUUGAAUUCUUUUUCUUCAUCUCCUUCUUACAAUCAUCAUUCCAAAAUUAAUGAAUCCAUUCACUUGUCAUCAAAUUCACGACAUUCUCUUCUUUCCUCUUCGUUACGAUCGUCGAUGUCAUCACCAGCAAAAUCUGGUCCAACAGAUGCUGUUUUUUCUCUCAUCAAUUAUUCAUCGCCGUUUAUGGGAAUUGACAAUCAAAAGAGAGGAAUUUAUGCACAAGAAAUUUUAGAUCAAAUCAAUGAAUGGAAUCAACAACAACAACACGAAGUCACUCCAAUAGUGUCAACUUCAAUCUUAUCCUUUAAUUCCAAUACAUUGGGAACAACUCUGAAUAUGUCAGCAUCGAAUUCAGAAUCUCCUUUGAAAGCUCUCGUUUUUGGUUAUGCCACAUUGAUGGUAUGCUCCACUAAAAACUUGUCAAGUCAAUCUGGACAUGUCAUUCAUUUACUCAAUAAGGCAGAAUACAAGUUGAGAAAUGCAAUUACAUGUUGUGAAUUGAGUCGAGAAUAUUCACUGGAUUUAAUGUUAAAAUCAGAUUUACAUUUAUUAUUGGCAAGAAUUUUAUAUGAAUUGUCAUUUCCAAGAUUGGAUGAAUUGGAAAGAGAAAGUUCUCAAAUGUCUUCCAAUAUGUCAAAUAAUGGUGGUAGUAGUAGCAAUGUUGGAAUGAACAGUCCAUUACAAAAUAAUGCUGCUUCUUCCAUUUCUCCACCAAUUAAGAUUACUGAUUCACAAGUUGUGACAGGAAAUAACAUGUCUCCAAGUGAACCACUUUCAGCUCCAAAUCUUACCAUUGGUACUGGAUAUUCCUUAGGUUCAUUGGACAAUGUAAUGGCAGUUUCUUUAGAUUCUCCAGUUCGGGCAAGUUUUUCAUCGAAAUGUUCAAGUCCAAGUCCCAGAGGAGGAAUGACUUCUCCAACAAGUUCUUCACAAAAAGCAGCUCAACAAGCUCAACAACAAAUUGAAAACAUGUUUCAAGAUAUUUGUCUUCACAUGGAUUCUGCUAUUAAGCUGUUUGAAAAGUCCACACAAAAACCAAAAAAGAAAACACCUGUGGUUGAUGAGAAGGAGAAUGAACCUGUCGUGGUAGAUAUUUCACAAGAAUCAAAAAGAGCUUACAUGUACAUGUAUUUUGGAGAUGUUCUCACUCAGUGGUCUGUCCGACGAAAACAACGUUGGGCAGCUCUCUGUUCACAAGCUCAAGAAAAGUAUAAUACAUGUAUCAAGAUUUGUAUAGAAAAGAUUUUAUCAACCAUUGACAAGGACAAAGAUGAUGUUUGUUGUAUUAAUUCCAAAUUUGUAAGAUGUGACCAAGAUGGAAGAAAUGGAUCAUUCAUUAAUUAUGUCUAUUGCCCUCUUCAUCACCAAUGUCUCUACAAAUAUGCAGUUUUGUUAUUAUACUGGGUGAGAAGAAAACGAGAACAUUCAACGAUCUAUUCUGGUGAAAAUAGCUCAUCCAGUGACACUAUGUUAUCCAAUUUUGAUUACGAAUCCACAUUGACAGCAGUGAACUCUGUUGGAACCUUAACUUUAAAUUAUUCCGAGUUUCAAAAAUUAGAAUCACGUUUAAAUGCAGAACAGAACAAGGCAAUACCAAGACAUGCUCAAUCUAUUUUACAAAAUAAUGUUGCGAGUGAAAGUGAAAAGCUCUGUAAAGGAUGUGUCUCCCUCUGGGAAAGUGUAUGCAAUGUGGAAAUGAGAAAAGCUGAAAUAUUUUGUGUGGAACAUAAUGUGAAUCCUCAUUUAUUUUUCAGACUUUCAAAUUCUAUUUAUGAAUAUGCUUUAUUACUGAUUCCUUCCGCCUCAAUUUUAGCUUGCAAUGAUUAUCUGUCCAUGUAUGAUAAUAUUGAUGGAGAGCCAAUGAGAAAUUGCUCUCGAUCAGAGAUUUUAACAAGCGGACUCUCUUGGCAUGAUUUAUUAUUUAAACACAGAAUGCUUGAUGAUAAGAAAGAACUCUUGCGAGAAAAUAAUAGAAAAAUUCUCUCAGAUCAAACCUCAAAGACAGUGGUUCUUGAUGAAAAUAACAAAGAUGAUCUUCGUCUGAGAUAUAGUUUGAUUUAUUCAGACAAAAUCGGUGAUAUUAAUAUUCGAACCAUACUAACACGAGAGUCACUCAUGGAAAAGGCAAUAGAAGCGAUUGACAAGGCCUGUUCUAUCAUGGUUAAUCCAAAUACUGACAUGCUCAUGUUCCAAAGUCAAUUAUAUUUUGAAAUGGGAGCUUUAAAAACAACCAAUAUCACAUCAUCGAGUGAAUCUCACAUUGUAAAUACUUUAAAAAACCAUGAAAAGAAGAAGCAACAAAAAUCUGAAGCCGAAACACUUAAUGAAUCCAUGCAAGCAGAAAAUAGAGUUCGACUCUUGAAAGAAGUUGAUGAUUUAUUCACAUCAUCGAUCGUGGCACUCAACAAGGUACUUGAAGCUAAACCAUUCCACAUGGUUGCAAUGGCCAUUCUAGGUGAAGUUUACUUCUUCUGGGCAAGAGCCAAGUUCGGAAAAGAGUCAGACAAGCACAUCCAAAAUGCAAUUGAAAUUUGGAGUCGUUUACUGACCUACUCUCAAUACACAGGUCAAUAUAACUUGUCGUUGGAUCACAUCUCAAAAAUGAUUUCCUUCGCCUUAGAAAUUAGAAAAGGAAUUAUUAUUUGUGAUGGAAUGGCAUUGAAACAAGGAAAAUUACGCAAAAGUUGGACCGAACGAUACUUCCUGUUAACGAUUGAACAUUUUGGUUAUUACGAAAUUAAAUCCAACAAGAGCUUGAAAAAGAAAAAGAUGAAAAAUACUGUGCCUACCGAUGAAAUUGAAUAUGUGAAACAAAAUCUUGAAGAAAAGUUCACCAGUAACAAAGACUAUCCAUUUUGCUUGGAAGUGGUUUGCAAGAAACGAGUUUUCUAUAUUUGUUACAGUUCACAAAAGAAUUAG
This is a messenger RNA of Naegleria fowleri, 3327 nucleotides long. RefSeq lists its product as uncharacterized. The coding region runs from base 1 to 3327 and encodes 1108 amino acids. The transcript has a single exon. The record is from RefSeq and is a predicted model, not a curated record. NCBI's taxonomy places the organism in Eukaryota, Heterolobosea, Eutetramitea, Acrasida, Naegleriidae.